AUGGCCGAAACUCGCCUUGCCUUCAAGGCCGGCCGUGCCUUUAGACGCGGUAACACCAACUUCGUUGAUGCCAACCCCGCCAAAGGUGCCAUCCUCCUCCAGAACGGAGACGAUGGCUUGUUGCAUUUCAUCUGGCGCAACCGGACGACCAAUGCUGUUGACGAGGAUCUGAUUCUCUUCCCCGGAGACGCGGCGUUCGUGAGGGUGGAACAGUCUGCGUGGGGAAGGACUUACGUCCUGAAGUUCUCAUCCUCAAACCAGCGGCACUUUUUUUGGAUGCAGGAUGCAGAUAGCAGUCGCGAUGAAGAGUUCGUUGGUAACAUGAACCGCUUGCUUCUCGACCCGAGCAUCGUUCCCAUCUGGUACUCCGAAGGAUACAACCCGAACAACCAGAGCUCUGGUGCCUCUUCCUCUGCCCCACCCGCGGGCCAGACCUCACAGGUCACCCCCGAAGAGCUCGCGCGUAUUCGCGCCCUCGUCACCUCCCUCGGUCGUAACACCUCCGCCGGAUCCGCGCUCGCCGCCGCCUCGUCCACAGCGGCGGAGCCCGAGAUCUCCCUCCUGGACGUCCUCACGCCGUCGAACCUUCGCCCACUCUUCACCUCUCACCCGGAGCUAGUCCAGACGCUUUUCCCUCACCUACCGACAGACCUCCCCAGUCCGCCGAACGUAGAGACGCUGGAGCGCAUCGUGCAGUCUCCCCAGUUCAGAGCGGCGGUGCGGAAUCUGGACAUGGCGCUCCGGACGGGACUGCUUGGAGGAUUGGUGCGGUCCCUGGGGUUACCGGAAGAGGCGGGACUCGGGGUGGAGGCGUUCUUACGAGCACUACAAGAGCAGGCGAGACGUGAGGGUGGUGAUCUUAUGGAGACCGACUGA
This is a messenger RNA of Epithele typhae, 876 nucleotides long. RefSeq names its product adhesion regulating molecule. NCBI's taxonomy places the organism in Eukaryota, Fungi, Basidiomycota, Agaricomycetes, Polyporales, Epitheliaceae. The transcript is spliced from 4 exons. The coding region runs from base 1 to 876 and encodes 291 amino acids. Gene Ontology annotation, molecular function: endopeptidase activator activity; proteasome binding; ubiquitin binding. Gene Ontology annotation, biological process: ubiquitin-dependent protein catabolic process. The record is from RefSeq and is a predicted model, not a curated record. Gene Ontology annotation, cellular component: cytoplasm; nucleus; proteasome regulatory particle, lid subcomplex.